UUAGAGGAUUGCACUAGUUGCACUUGAUCUACAUGAGUCAGCUGCUAACCCGUGUUGUUUCCGUCAACGGACGACGGUCGACGUUCAAUUGUCUUCUACGAGGCUUUCACGUAUCAUCGCAAAAAAUGGUUAUUGCCGUUGGAGAUAAACUACCUAGCGUAGAUCUAUUUGAGAACACACCGUCAGAGAAAGUGAAUUUAGCACAGGUUGCAGCUCAGAAAAAAGUCAUAGUGUUUGGUGUACCAGGUGCAUUUACACCUGGUUGCUCAAAGACUCAUUUGCCAGGCUAUAUUACGAAGGCGGAUGAAUUAAAGUCUAAGGGAAUUUCAGAAAUUUUCUGUGUCAGUGUUAAUGAUCCAUUUGUUAUGGCAGCCUGGGGUAAAGAGCAUAAUGCAACAGGAAAAGUACGAAUGUUGGCCGAUCCUAAAGGAGAGUUUACAGAUGCUAUGGAUCUUAGUGUAGAUCUAUCAGUUUUGGGAGGUAAACGCAGCAAACGUUAUUCUAUGGUUAUUGAAAAUGGAACUGUAAAAGAACUCAAUAUUGAACCAGAUAAUACUGGUCUAUCCUGCUCUUUAGCAGAUCGCCUCAAAGUUUAAGCAGGCUGUCUUGAUAUAUUUUUCAUAUGAUGUUUUCAGCAUGUAUUAUUCAUAUGUAUACUUUUAUUUCUCGAUCUUAAUGAUUCAACUUUUAAAAUAUAAAAUUGUAAUAUGUUCUUUAUAGUUAUUUAAAAAAUCUUUAUAUAACAAAUACUUCUCUAUCCAUAUGUGUUUCUACAAUUUAUUUUUUAAAUUAUAAUAAUUUAAUAAUAUUAUUCGAUAAUUUAUCUUGCGAAGAUUUCAAGAAAUUUUUCAAAAAGAACUAUACUUAUCUGAAUAAAAUAAUGUGAAUUAAUUUGGACAUUUCUUUAGUCGAUAAAAAUAAAUUUAUAUUUUAAUCAAUAAAAACUUUACACUCUCGAAUUUAUAGAAAUUAAAAUAUAAAUUUAAAAAUAAAAAUUAGAAAUUAAACUUGAUAAAAUAUUUUUCUUGAUACUUUUGUUUCUUGUUUUCAAAAAUCAAGUUGAUAGGAAAGUUAUUUUUAUCGAUCAAAAACGUUCAAAUUACUAAUUAGUUCAUAUUUCUUAGAAGUAAAUUUUUAGAUAUUAGAAAUACUAUUCCAACUUUUAACAAAGAAGUUUGUUAAACCUGAUUAUAGUUUGUAUUCAUUGAAAAAAUAUACUAUUAGAUCUAU
This is a messenger RNA of Monomorium pharaonis (pharaoh ant), 1230 nucleotides long. It is a transcript of the gene Prx5, whose product is annotated as peroxiredoxin-5, mitochondrial. Gene Ontology annotation, cellular component: mitochondrion; cytoplasm; peroxisome. Gene Ontology annotation, biological process: cellular response to oxidative stress; hydrogen peroxide catabolic process; cell redox homeostasis. The transcript has 4 exons. Gene Ontology annotation, molecular function: thioredoxin peroxidase activity. Bases 33 to 596 code for a protein of 187 amino acids. The record is from RefSeq and is a predicted model, not a curated record. Lineage: Eukaryota; Metazoa; Arthropoda; Insecta; Hymenoptera; Formicidae.